AUGAGCCCCCAUCUGCCUCUUCGGGAGACAAAUUCGUCACCAUCAUCAGUGGCCAGUCUCGACGCCGCAAGAGACAAAUUCUACAAGGACCUGCACGCCCUCCUGGUGACUGUGUCGAAGGCGGAUAAGUUGAUUGUCCUUGGUAACUUCAACGCCCGCGUCGGCACAGACCAUACUGCCUGAAGAGGAGUUUUGGGUGCCCACGGUCUCGACGGCUACAAUGACAAUGGUUUGCUCUCCCUACGAACGUACGCAGAACGCCGGCUCAUCCAGACCAACACUUUCUCCCGCCUCCCGAUGAGAGAGAAGGCCACCUGGCUGCACCCUAGGCCACGACAUUGGCACCUGCUGGACUAAUUCCUCGUCCGGAGGAGAGACCGGUGGGACGUGCUGGUGGCAAAGGCGAUCCCGCGUACCGACGGGUGAACCGACCAUGUCUCGUAAUCUCAAGAAUGCGGAUUAACCUAUAGCCUCGCAGGAGACCUCAAGGUAAGCGACCCCCAGGUAAGUUGAAUACUGCUUUGCUGUCUUUGCUGCUCACUAUCUCCACUUCGGCAAUGACCUAACUCAACAGUUAGCCGGCCUUCCAGUCAUCGCCGUGGCCGCCGACGAGAACGCCUCCGUGGGGAACCGAUGGUUUCAACUGCGGGACACGCUCCAGUGGACUACCCUGGCCGUCCUCAGUCGCGCACGUGGCCAAAAUCGGGACUGGUUCGAUGACAACGAAGCCGCCAUCAGCAACCUGCUCGUCGAGAAGAACCGCCUGCACAAAGCCUACGUGGACCACCCCACCGACGACAACAGAACAACAUUCUCCCGUAGUCGCCGCCUUAUACAACAGCGGUUGCGCGAGAUGCAGGACGCUUGGACGGCUCGCAAGGCUGAGGAGAUCCAAGGAUACGCAGAUCGCAACGUAUGGAAAAACUUCUUCGUCGCGACCAAGGCUGUCUACGGUCCGCCAAACAAAGCAACUGCUCCUCUUCUCAGCGCUGACGGCAGUAUCCUACUCACCAAGAAGGCACAAAUUCUGCAGCGAUUAAGUGAGCACUCCAGAAGCGUUCUCAACUGUCUCUCCACCAUAUCCGACGCCGCCAUCGCCCGUCUGCCUCAAGUUGGGACCAACGCCGACCUCGGUCUCCCGCCCUCUCUGCACGUAACCAUCAAGGCCCCCCAGCUGCUCUCCACCGAGAAAGCGCCCGGAUCGGACGCGAUUCCUGUCGAGAUUUACAAACACAGUGGCCCCCAAGUCAUGGAUCAUUAGACGGCGAUCUUCCCGGAGAUGUGGCGUUAAGGAGAAGUUCUGCAGGAUUUUAGGACGUCACAAUCGUCCACCUCCACAAACGCAAAGGGGACCGCCAGCUCUGUGGCAGCUAUCGAGGCAUCUCCUUGCCGAACAUCCUCGGGAAGAUCUUUGCUCACAUUCUCCUCAACCGCCUGAACCAACAUCUGGAACAAGGUCUCCUGCUGGAAAGCCAGUGUGGCUUCCGCCGUAAUUGUGGGACCACGGACACGAUCUUUACCGCCCGCCAACUGCAGAAGUGUCAGGAGAUGCGGAUCCGCCUCUACUCUACCUUCGUGGAUCUGAUGAAGGCCUUGGACACGGUGAACCGUGAGGGACUGUGGGAAAUCAUGCAAAAAUUCGGCUGUCCCAAACGAUUAACUCAAAUGGUGUGUCAGCUCCACGAUGGCAUGACGACGCGAGUCGCAGACAAUGGAGCUGUCUCAGGGACAUUCGCAGUAAUUAACGGAGUGAAGCAGGGCUGCGUCCUCGCGCCUACCCUCUUCAAUCUCAUAUUCUUUGUCAUGCAGAUGGACGCCUACCGUGACGAACGUCCUGGGACCCGCAUCACCUACAGGACGGACGAUCAACUCCUCAACCACCGGUGGAUGCUCUUCCAGUCGUAG
This is a messenger RNA of Spirometra erinaceieuropaei, 1905 nucleotides long. The record is from the annotation of a GenBank genome assembly. Lineage: Eukaryota; Metazoa; Platyhelminthes; Cestoda; Diphyllobothriidea; Diphyllobothriidae.